This is a messenger RNA of Colletes gigas, 1084 nucleotides long. Its product is annotated as ribosome biogenesis regulatory protein homolog. The transcript has 5 exons. The record is from RefSeq and is a predicted model, not a curated record. Gene Ontology annotation, biological process: ribosomal large subunit biogenesis; ribosome biogenesis; endonucleolytic cleavage in ITS1 to separate SSU-rRNA from 5.8S rRNA and LSU-rRNA from tricistronic rRNA transcript (SSU-rRNA, 5.8S rRNA, LSU-rRNA). Gene Ontology annotation, cellular component: nucleolus; preribosome, large subunit precursor; nucleus. Gene Ontology annotation, molecular function: protein binding. NCBI's taxonomy places the organism in Eukaryota, Metazoa, Arthropoda, Insecta, Hymenoptera, Colletidae. The coding region runs from base 7 to 1020 and encodes 337 amino acids.
GACAGCAUGGAUAUUGUUAAAGCGAUUUUAGAAAGCGAACCUCAGGAGAAUGAUUUGCGUAAGUCCAUCAUAGUAAAUAAAGACGUGGAAGUUGAAACGGACGUAGGAACUCUAUUGGCGCUCGAUUACAAUACUUUGGACAUAAAAUCACUGAAAUCUCAAACAGAACAAUAUUUACAAAACGUAACAAGAGACAAUGUGCAAAUAUUAAUUAAUAAAAUUUGGGAGCUUCCGGUAGAAUGUAUAGACGACACAGUAGUGGCAAAAUUACCAACGCCUCAAUUUGUAUUACCUCGAUCUCGCCAAGUGCCAAAACCAAAACCUUUAACAAAAUGGCAACAGUUUGCUAAACAAAAGGGUAUCACAUCUAAAAAGAGUAGUAAAUCUAAACUGAAGUGGGACGAUGAAUUACAAAAAUGGAUACCUAAAUUUGGUUACAAACGUAGCAAAGUUAUGGAACAGAAAGAAUGGUUGGUAGAGCUUAACAAUGAGAAUAAGGCCAUGGAAGAUUCGUUCUCAGUCUCGAAAGCAGCAAAACAAGAAAGGAUAUCUAAGAAUGAAUUACAAAGACUGCGUAACAUUGCGAAAGCAAAAAAUGUUAAGAUUCCACGAGUAGGUCUUCCUACCAAAGAACAUUUCACUAAUUCGCAACAACUCUCUCAAGCAAUUACCAUCGCGCGAGCGUCAACAGCAUCAGUUGGCAAAUUCCAGGACAAAUUACCAAAAGAGAAAGAUGGAAAAGGUAUUGCAAAACAAGUGCCAGGCAUGAAAAGGAAGGCUGAACCAGCUCCAUUAAACAUGCAGGAUGAACGGAAACGCAACAAAAAUCUAGUAGACAGCAUUCUUAAGAGUAACAAUAAAAUUCUUCGCGAGGACUUCUCUGUACCAAAAGUAAAAUUGGCCAAGCCACGAGCAGUAAAAGGCAAAAAGGGGGUAAAAAGUAGGGGAGCAAAGAAACCAAAGGGGGGGCAAGGAAACCGGGAUAUACGCCUUAGAGUAGGUGGCAGAAAACGAAGAUAAAAACUGAUCGAAAAUCUGUAAUUUUAAUGAAAUUUAAAUGUAUAACGUUAGGAUCACCGAUAUU